CAUCACCCUCCUCAGCAGCAGAGCAACCCUCGCGCAUCCCUGUUGUUGUCUAUCUAGUUCCGAAUCGCGUGCUCUGCGCACGACGCACUAGCGACACCAGCAACAGCCGAAUGUCGUGACCCACAUUCUCCCACCACUAUGUCGACUCUGCCGUGUGCUCUCGCCGUCGCGCCAUCCACGACGUCUUGUCCAAUCAGCUUCCGCCCCUCAUCCCCUCGCCCGGCUUUCGACCACUUUUCGCUGCGCUCUUCCCCUUCGAUCGCAGCAUGCGCUCGUCGCGCCGUCUUUCCGCGUUCUCCUAGACAUAUUUCCGGUCACGCGCACCGUCUCAAGGCGCUCUCUUCCCCCUCCCCCUUCCUCUCCUUUUCCUCCCCUCGCCUCUUCCCCCCAACUCCCCCCCUUCCCGCCACUUUCUCCCGCCCUACCCGCGUCUCUCUCCGCCGCGUCGUCGCGUCGGCUAGCGCCGCCGCCGCCGCGAGCCCCUGGCCGGCUGGAGACGGCCGUCGCGAGGAUGCCGGCGCGAAUUCCGCCGCAGCAGCUGCAGCCGCCGCUGCGGGGGGGCAGGCGGAGGCGGCGCAAGCGGCCACUAGCGACGCGCGGAGCGCAGCGGGGCGGCGGAAGGUGUUCGCUUGGGAGGCGGAUGCUGGCGCCGACGCGCCGCGGCGGCUGCACUCGUCGUGGGCCACCGCGCCGGCGCCGCUGCCGCCGUCGCCUAAGGACUCGUCGAUCCUGGGGGUUCUCCCGUACCUGUGGCGCCUGGCAGCGGACGACCGCUCUCUCCGGUGGCGCAUCCUCGUGGCGCUGCUGCUGCUGGUCGCUGGCAAGACAGCGGGCCUGGCUGGGCCGCUGAUGUUCAAGCGUGCGCUGGACGCGCUGACCAACGCGCAGGGGCUCACACGCAAGGCCAUCAUCGCUGCGCUCGCUGCCCUCGUGGUGUCCGCCGCUUCCAAGGCAGUGAGUGCGGUGUCCACGGAGCUGCGCAACAUAGUCUUCACGCCCGUGGGGCAGGCGGUGGGGCGGCGUGUGGAGUACCACUUCUUUGCGCACAUCCUCGCCAUGGACUCCGCCUUCCACCUCGACCGCAAGACCGGCGCGCUCGCCAGGAUCAUUGAGAGGGGCAAGCGCUCCAUCAUCAUGAUCUUCAGAGCAGUUGUGUUCACGUUCAUCCCCACAGCGGUGGAGCUGCUGCUGGUGUGCGCGCUGCUAGCGAACCACAUCUCGCUGUCGUUUGCGGGCGUGGUGCUGCUCACCUUCGUUGUUUACGUCGCUUGGACCGUUGCCCUCACCAAGGCCUCCGUCUCCAUUCGCAAAGAGGUGAAUCGCCUGGACGGGCUGGCGACAGGCAAGGUGGUGGACGUGCUGCUCAACCACGAGACGGUCGUGCAGUUCAACAACCAGCGCUUGGAUCUGAUGCACUACGACUCGCUCCUAAGGGACUACCAGAGAGAAUCCGUGCGCCUGGAGAAGGUAUCAGCAGCGCUGAACGGUGGGCAGACGACGAUCAUCUCCAUUGGGCUGGCGGCGGUGAUGGCCAUGGCGGGGCUGCGAGUGGCUGUGGGGCGCAUGACUGUGGGCGACCUCGUGCUCGUCAACGGACUCAUUCUGCAGCUCUCCCUGCCGCUGCAGUUCCUGGGCUUCCUGUACCGUGACCUGCGCCAGUCCCUCGUCGACAUGGAGGCCAUGUUCCACAUGCUCAGUCUGGAGUCGGAGCUGCGGGACGGGCAUCUGGAGUUGGCAGCGAGGGCGGCGGGCGUGGCAGUGGAUGUGGACAAUAUCUCCUUCAGCUACAUGAACGGCCGCCAGGUGUUGAAGGGGGUGUCGUUCUCCAUAGCGUCCGGCGAGAGCGUGGCCAUAGUGGGGCCGUCGGGGUCGGGCAAGUCCACCAUUGUGAAGCUGCUGCUGCGCCUCUACGACCCCUCCUCCGGCUCCAUCUCCUUUGAUGGGAUCGAUGCCCGCGAGCUCAAGCAGGAGUCCCUGCGGCAGGCAGUGGCGGUGGUACCCCAGGACACGGUGCUGUUCAACGACAGCAUCCGCUACAACAUCGCUUACGGCCGCCCCUCCGCCUCCGUUGCUGAGGUCGACCGGGCUGCCGGCCAGGCGAAGCUCCUGGACGCCAUCCAGCGCAUGCCGGACGGCUUUGACACGGUGGUGGGGGAGCGCGGGCUGAAGCUGAGCGGCGGGGAGAAGCAGCGCGUGGCCAUCGCGCGCGCCUUCCUCAAGAACCCGCGCCUGCUGGUCUGCGACGAGGCCACCAGCGCACUGGAUUCUGCCACUGAGGCGAACAUUCUGCGAUCGCUGCAGCAGCUGGCGGCCGGCAGGAGCUGUUUGUUUGUGGCACACAGGCUGAGCACGAUCAAGCACUGCGAUAAGAUCCUGGUGAUGGAGGCGGGGCGGGUGGUGGAGCAGGGCACGCACGAGCAGCUGCUGGCAGCAGGGGGCAAGUAUGCUGCCAUGUGGAUGCUGCAGGACUCAGAGCGCCCCGCCCUCACACCCAUGCCCAAGCCGGCUGCUCAUGCCACUCACACACAUGCUGCUGCUGCUGCUGCUGCUGCUGCUGCAGACACAGCGGAAACAAUUUCGCCUGUGGUGCAUGCCGCCGCAGCAGCAGUAGCAGUAGCAGCAGGAGCAGCAGCAACGACACACACGGAUGUGACAGUAGCCACGCCAACACAACACGACUCACAGAACGGUUCUGUCAGUGGUGUCUCGCCGCCAGGAAGCAAUGGGGCUGUGACUUCCAUGGGCAGGGGCACGGACGAGGGGUGGCGCAUGAGUGAGAGUGGAGGAGGGAGAGUGAGUGAGGGCGAAGCUGAGGUGGAGGAGCAGCUGAGGGCGGUGGCUGAGAGUGAAUCGGAAUGGCGCACAGAUGGGAGAGUAGCAGUGGGGCUAGAGGGGGUGGGAAGAAGGAGAGCAGGCGAGCAGGUGAAUGGUGAAGGAGAUCGCAUGUGGGGGGCGGAUGAGGAACAUAAUGGUGCUGGAGGGGAGGGUGGGGAGAGGAAUGGGGGUGCUGAUGGUAGUGUGAUUGAGGAUACUGGAGGUAUGCACCAUGAUGGAGAGCAUCUGGACGAGGAAGGUGGUAGUGGGAGGAGCGGAGGCAGGGUGCGAGGGCUCCGACAAACCUCGCUGUUUUUGAGUGAGUUUGCUCGUGCAGGAGAGUACACAGGGAGUGAGGGGCAUGUGGAGGAUCUCGUUCUUGCAGAGGAUGAGAUUGAAAGGGAGGAGAGUGAAGGAGAGAGCGAUGGUGAAAAAGGGAUGGGAGACCAAGGAUCACAAUUACCAAGCAGCAGGGCAAAGCUCGAGGAUUCCCACGGCUCACCUUGAACCUUCAUGUGUGGUCAUGCUUACGGUUCAGCUAGAAUUGCCAUAUGGACCAUCAUCCGCUGUGCAUUCCAUGUCAAACAUAUUUGUGCAUGUUAAGUAGACUACAUAGGGUUUUGCUGUAGAGAGUACAACCCACUAGCUAUGUACCCAUAUAUACUUUCAUUCUAGCUU
Molecule: messenger RNA, 3492 nt
Organism: Closterium sp. NIES-67
Lineage: Eukaryota; Viridiplantae; Streptophyta; Zygnematophyceae; Desmidiales; Closteriaceae
Source: the annotation of a GenBank genome assembly